Molecule: messenger RNA, 2502 nt
Organism: Nakaseomyces glabratus
Lineage: Eukaryota; Fungi; Ascomycota; Saccharomycetes; Saccharomycetales; Saccharomycetaceae
Gene: RCY1
Product: Rcy1p
Biological process (GO): Golgi to plasma membrane transport; exocytosis
Cellular component (GO): cytoplasm; exocyst
Source: RefSeq, a predicted model, not a curated record
AUGAUCAAUGAUUUAGAUGCAAAUGCUACGGUAGUAGAAGACCUUUUCAAAGUACCUUCAAUUACUGUCUACAUAGCAAGCCUACUAAACACUAAAGAUUACAUCAACUUUAGGCAAGUCAACAAGAGAGUAUAUCAUGAAGUAUUAACUGAUGAUUUAGAUCGAACAAUAUGGAUGGACAAACUUGCCGUUAUAGGGUUAUUUAAAUCAACUGAAGCUGGUGAAGUAGAUAAAAAGGAUGAAAUUGAACAACAGCAAGAACUGUUAAUAGAAGUAACAGAUCAAAACAAUGAUAUUGAUGCCACAAACGUAUUUGACAGGCUAUCCUCUUUUACUGAUAAAAAUGCGAAGGAUGUAUUCAAGCUGUUCUUUGACUUGUUGGAGAAAUUUUGCUCAAAACUUUACCAUAAUAACAUGUCCCAUUUUUUCCCUGCAAAAUAUGAGAAAGAUCCUCUCUCUCAGGCCAAAAUUCUGAAUAAUAUACAAAGGUACAAUAAGUGCAAUAUAAAUGAUAUUGAUUACUAUACAAAAAUUGAGCAGAAUUUGGUUAUUUUAAAAGAAAUUUUUAUUAACUCCGUAUUACAAGAAGCUGAAAGAACUUAUCAAAAUGCAGACUACAAAAGCACCGCAACGUUUAUUAGCGUUUUAUUGCUCCUGAAUGAAGAGGUAUAUGCAGUAGAAUUUUACAAAUCUAAAAUAGAUUAUACAGACUUUGAGAAUUGGUUACCCGAGGGUUUGCUUGUAAAGAAAGAAGAAAAGUCAAAUACAUCUCUGUUGGAAUCAGAAACAGAACUAUCAAAGAUGGAAACUUCUUCGUCUAACAAAGGUGAUGACCAGGUAAUUUUUGAUUACGACAAAUUAUCUGACGCUCUGGAGAAGCUACAAAAUUACCUCAAUGACAACAUAGACACAAUUGACAUAUUGUUCGGAAAUAAAUACCCUAUGAUUUUGAACAUUAUAGAAACAUUUAUACAAGAAGUGAUACUCACUCCAAUCAACCAGUUGCUGGGAGAUAAUGAGGAGUACAUUGUACUAUUUUUUCCACGAGUUUACACAAUGAUAACCAAAAUGCUUUGUGAAGAUUUACAUGAUUCAAUUAACGGUGGUGAAACUUUUCACAAAGUAGUGAAAGAAUUUCUUAACAUAUACUUAACUGACAACAUUGUGAAAUAUCUAAAUUUAACACCGAUGUACGUAAGAAAUGAAAUAUCGAAGGAGUUCAAAGCCCAUGAUGAAAAAGUACGAUCAGAAGAAAUGCAAAAGAAUGAAGAGAUAUACAAUUCAUUGCGUAACCAAUCAGAAAUUGGAACCGAUAUUGGAACCGAUAAAAAUGAUUUUCUAAGUUCCUUCACGAAACUUUUUAAAAUGUCAAACGCUCAAAGUGAUCGACAAAAUAUGGAAGACCAGCUGAAACUUGCGUAUAACUUGAAUACAAUCUCCAAUAAUUUAAAGAACAUUAAAACAUUAGUUAGCUUAGACUUAUGUUAUAAGGUAGUUCAGCUGGUCAAGGAAAAAAUCGAUGAAGUAAACUAUUUUACUGAAAUAGAUACUAUAGCCAACAUUGUCAAAACAAAAUGCCAAGCACUGUUCAAGAUUCUUGUAAAUGAGCUAUGUGAGGCACAUGUAAAGCCUGCAUUCGAGAAAGGUACCAAGCUUCUCCAACAAUACGAUCCUAAUGAAAUAGAUAAGAUUGAUAUAAAUUUACAAGCUUUCCAGACUGCAAAAGUUGAGCCAUUAGUAAAUUUCACGGAACUAAUGAACAUCUGUGACAUUAUUUUACAAAUGAUAUCAAUCUUUUAUAAAAAUGAAUUGUUAGGGAAGAAUAUUAUCGAUAAGAACAGAGAUUUCUUGAAUGACGUUGUUCAAGCGAAAAAGAAAUUUGAGACAGUGGUAGAUGAUUAUGUUGCUGAGGGACUGAAUAUUGGUAUCAGUAAGCUAAUGGAUAAGAUUAAUUUUGUAUUUAAUACAGUACAAUUACCGGACGAUUUCAACCCUGAAGUUGGCUCAUCGGGAGCCUCUACCUUAGAAAUCAAACCCACACAGUGUGCUAUGCAAGUAGUAGAACUUCUAGAGAAUCAUUGUUUCCUGUUGAACGGUGCUACUGACAAGGGAACAGUUGAUGUAUAUCAGCAAGAGAUUGGUGAACGGUUUUUCAAUGAGGUAGUCAAGCACAUAAAAGGGAGCUUAAUAUCAGAAGAUGGUGGCAUUAUUCUCAUUUGUGAUCUUAAUUACUAUUAUGACUUCUUCUCGAAAAAAUUGAGGCAAAAGUCACUAGUACGUCUAUACCAAGGCUUGAAAAAUAUCGGACAACUGUAUAUAAUAUCGGGUAAGGACUCGAAGGAUCUAGGUAAAAUGAUCUCGGAUCUGGGGAAAUUCCAAGGACUUUUCACCCAGGAGGAGAUCUAUGAAUUUGUUCAAAGAAGAGCAGACUGGAUUAGAGUCAAGAGAGAUGUUGAAAAGGUAAUGUAUGGUUUAGGGGUGAAAGACUGUGUAAUUAUGUAA